Molecule: messenger RNA, 2128 nt
Organism: Vitis vinifera (wine grape)
Lineage: Eukaryota; Viridiplantae; Streptophyta; Magnoliopsida; Vitales; Vitaceae
Product: protein NODULATION SIGNALING PATHWAY 1
Exons: 1
Coding region: 424-2061 (545 amino acids)
Biological process (GO): regulation of DNA-templated transcription
Cellular component (GO): nucleus
Molecular function (GO): DNA-binding transcription factor activity; sequence-specific DNA binding
Source: RefSeq, a predicted model, not a curated record
AAGGUGACAAAAGCCUUGAAUAUUUAAAUGGUGAAGCAGAGUUUGCCGUCUCUUGAAAAUUCAAACUCAACCCCGUCGCUCUCUCCAACUUUUAAAGCCCCUCACCAUCUCCAAUCAAGUUUGGCGGAUCUCCAUCACCAUGACAUAUACAAAUGAAUAAGUUAAUACCCCAACAAAAAAACAAAGAAACCCAUGUUUCUACCCUCUUAUAGGCUUUAAAAAAACCUUAAUAACAACAUCACAUCUUCCAAGUACACACCACCCCCACCUACUUCAAUAUGCUCUCCAUCGUCUCUUCCAAAAAACCAUCACCCCCCAUUUCAUUAUUUUAAUGGUGUUUCACACCCUCUCUUAUCUUCCUCUUUGGUCAAUGAUCAAACAGUUCUACACCCCUUCUCUUCUUCGUCUUAUUUUUCCCCCACAAUGACCAUUGAAGAACCUGAGCCUAACCCCACUUCUGAUCACAUCCUGGAUUGGCUGGAGGAUUCGGUUUCGUUUCUUCCGUCUUUCUUGGAUGAUCCCUACGGCUCCGGCGAUAUCAGCAGCUAUCAAUGGUGGGAUCAGGGCCAGGAGCUGGACCAGGAUUUUACUAGUUAUACUGAUAAUUCAAUCAACUGCAACUCCGCUGCCGUCGCCGGUGCUGUAACUCCCUGUGAUCCUGCGAGUGUUGAUCAUCUCCAACUGUCUGAUUCGUCGAAGAAGAGGAAAUCCCCGGAUGACCCAGCUCCCAGAGUGGCCCCAAAUCAUCAGAGAAAGAAUCAGGGCCGGCGCGCUAGUGAGACUGAAGAUGGGGAUGCGGUUGAGGAGGCUGUGGCAGCGAAGAAAUCCGUCGGAAGCAAGAAAGCCACAGGUAAGGCUACAGGGAAUAACUGUAAUAACAGUAAUAGCAAGGAAGGGAGGUGGGCUGAGCAGCUGCUCAACCCCUGCGCCACCGCCAUCACCGCUGGAAAUCUAUCCCGUGUUCAGCACCUCUUGUAUGUCCUCCAUGAGCUGGCAUCCUCCACCGGCGACGCCAACCACCGGCUGGCUGAUCAUGGCCUGAGAGCCCUGUCCCACCACCUAUCCUCCUCUGUCUCUGUAGGGCCUAUCACCUUUUCUUCCACAGAGCCGAGGUUUUUCCAGCGAUCCCUUCUCAAAUUCUAUGAGGUUAGUCCCUGGUUCGCCUUCCCCAACAAUAUUGCAAAUACAUCCAUCCUGCAAAUUCUCAAUGGGGUGCCAUCCCGCUCGCGAAAUCUUCACAUCCUUGAUAUUGGAGUCUCCCAUGGUGUGCAAUGGCCGACGCUGCUCGAGGCCUUGAGUCGUCGGUCUGGCGGCCCUCCUCCACUGGUUCGCCUCACGGUCAUCGCCGCCACCAGUGACAAUGAUCAGAACACAGAGACCCCAUUUUCAAUAGCUCCACCAGGGGACAACUUCUCGGCCAGACUCCUCUCCUUUGCCAAGUCCAUGAACAUCAAUCUGCAGAUCAACAGGCUUGACAACCACCCAUUACAAAGCCUCAGUCCCCAGCUCAUCGACACCUCCCCUGAUGAAACCCUAAUCGUUUGCGCGCAGUUCAGGCUGCACCAUCUGAAUCACAACACCCCUGAUGAAAGAACUGAGUUCUUGAAGGUACUGAGGAAGCUGGAGCCAGAAGCAGUUAUUCUAAGUGAAAACAACAUGGACUGCAGCUGCACCAACUGCGGGGACUUUGCAACUGGGUUCUCCAGGAGGAUAGAGUACUUAUGGAAGUUUCUGGAUUCGACAAGUGCAGCAUUCAAGGGCCGAGAAAGUGAAGAGAGAAGGGUGAUGGAAGGAGAAGCUGCCAGGGCAUUGACAAACCCAGGAGAGAUGAAUGAGGGAAAAGAGAAAUGGUGUGAGAGAAUGCGGGGGGUCGGGUUUGCAGGAGAGGUAUUUGGGGAGGACGCCAUUGAUGGAGCUCGGGCGUUGUUGAAGAAGUACGACAGCAACUGGGAAAUGAGAGUAGAAGAGAAAGAUGGGUGUGUGGGGUUGUGGUGGAAAGGGCUACCUGUUUCCUUUUGUUCACUCUGGAGGCUGGAGGAUACCAAACCAAAUAACAGUUAGAAAAAAAAAAUGGUCCUGGUCAUCUCCCACGUUUUUCUCUUCUCUUCUGUGUAAAUUUCAAGGAGCA